Molecule: messenger RNA, 5514 nt
Organism: Paramecium tetraurelia
Lineage: Eukaryota; Ciliophora; Oligohymenophorea; Peniculida; Parameciidae
Exons: 10
Biological process (GO): microtubule-based movement
Molecular function (GO): microtubule binding; ATP binding; microtubule motor activity
Source: RefSeq, a predicted model, not a curated record
AUGAAUCUGUUUAUUAAGUAUGCAAGACCUUUGAUAGAAGAUGGAAGAUCAUGUAUUAAAUUGGAUUCCAAUUUAAAAAAUACUAUAAUUAUUGAGGGCAAUCAGUAAUUAUAGUAAGAUUAGAAAUAUUUUUAUUUUGAUUACGUAGCAUAACAAGACUCAAGCUAAGAAGACAUAUUUAAUAUUGUAGGAAAAUAAUAAGCAAUUAAUUGUCUAGAUGGUUAUAAUGGAUGUGUGUUUGUCUAUGGGUAAACUGGAAGUGGAAAGACAUAUACUAUGAUGGGUACAUAGAAGUAACCUGGCGUAUUGCCAAGAGUUAUCGAUUUUCUAUUUAAUUGCAUUUUGGAGGAUUCGUCAGAAAAUGUAGAAUAUUUAGUGAAAUGCAGUUAUUUGGAAAUCUAUAAUGAACAUAUAAUAGAUCUUUUGAAUCCUCAGUUGGGAAACUUACAACUAAGAGAAGAUCUAAAAAAAGGGGUUUAUGUGGAAUAGUUAAGUGAAGAAGUUUGUACAAAUGUGGCUGAAUCAUUAGAAGUACUAUAGAAAGGGAGUCUUAAUAGACAUAUAUCAUCAACUCAAAUGAAUAUAGAAUCAUCAAGAUCACAUAGUGUGUUCACGAUAUAACUUGAAUCAAGAAGAUAGUCAUCUCAGACAUAGGUUAUAAAUCAUAGAUUCUCUAGAUUUCACUUUGUAGAUCUUGCAGGUAGUGAAAGAUAGAAACAAUCUUAAGUUCAAGGUGAAAGAUUGAGAGAAGGUUGCAAUAUAAAUAAGAGUUUACACAUUUUAGGUAAUGUAAUCAAUUCUCUGGUUGAGGACAAUCAAUCAUAUGUGCAUUAUAGAGAUUCUAAAUUAACAUUUUUACUCAAAGAUUCUUUGGGAGGUAAUUCAAGAACUCAUCUUAUUGCUAAUAUUUAAUAAUCCUAACAAUUCUAUCAAGAAACCUUAUCAACUCUUAUGUUUUCUAAGAGAGUCAAAUAAGUGAAAAAUAAAGCUAGGAUCAAUGAAGAUGAAAGUGGUAAUUUAGAGAGCUUGAAGAACGAAAUCAAAAGACUCAAAUAAGAACUUGCAAAAAGUGUUACUACAUAAUAAUAAAAAUGGGAAUCACCAAAAAAGUUUGAAUAAAAACAGUAACAAUCGUUUAUUAAUGAAUAAUUCUUGCAAUCAUUAGAAUUGGAAAGUUUAAUGAUAAAUGAUUAAAAUUAUAUCAAACUUGAAGAAAUCUUAAAAUGUUAUUUGGAGUAAUCAACUGAAAGUGAAACUGCUUUAUUUUUAGAAAUUGAAAAAUAUUUGAAUGGAAUCAAAUAAUUAAAGGAAGGCUUUUAAUUAGGAUAAUAACUAGAGUAACAGUUAAAAUUUGUUAUUAAAUUGUAAAAUGAAUAAAUAUAAAAAUUAAAGUUAAAUUAAUCAGCAGAUGACAUACAAUAAUAAAUUUAGUAAUAAUUAGCAUAUGCUUUGCAAUGUCAAGGUUUAGUUAUGAAAACAUUUUAUGAAAAUUUAACCUUAAAAGAGUAAUAAGGAGCUAUAUAGACAGUGUCAAAAGUCUAAGUACAAGUUGAUACCAAUCUAAAUUUAUUAAAAGAUAUAGUUGAAACUGUUUAAAAUUCUCUAAAUGAAAGAAGAUAGUUUCAAUAAUAAUUAGAUUUAUAAUUUAAUUCAUAAUAUGUUACAUUAGAUAAAUUUAAAGAAUUAGAAACCUUAUCAGAAUAUAAGGAGAAGCUCUUAUCAGAAUAAACACAAAAAUUAGUCUUCAUGGAGGAUUAAAUAAAAGAGAUUGAAAAACAAAUAUUGCAGAAGUUAGAAGAAAAUGGCAUUACAUUUAAUGAAAAUGAUAAAGUUGUUGAUGUUAGAGAUUAACAGAUUUAGGAUUUGAAAACCAAAAUUACUGAUCUUAAUUAAGAACUCCAAAAUUCAAACUAAGAAUUAAAAGAAUUAUCUAUAAACUCAGAACAGGUAAUUUAAUAACUAAGGUUUGAAAAUCAAUAAAUUGUUAAUUAAAAAUAAGAAAUAGAAAGUAAUUAUGAGCUAACUUAAACUCAAAUAUCCGAGUUCUAAGAUAAUUCUAAAUAAUAAAUUAUUAAUCUCGAGUAACAACUAAGCUAAUUACAAGAUUAAAAUUCAUAGUAUUCAAAUCAGUAUCAAUAGUUAAAUCAAUAAAAUGAAGAUUUAAAAUAUAAAAUUGAAAAUGAGGAACAUUAAAAUAAAUAACUUACUUAAGAAUUAAUAUAAAACCAAGAAAAAUUAAAAUUACUAGAUUAAAUAAUAGUUGAUAACGAUAUUGCAAUUUAAGAAUUUAAAUAAUAACUAACUUCUUAUGAAAGCAUUAUCAUUUAAUUAAAAAAAAAUAUAAAUGAUUAGAAUGCAAAUCUUCAAUUAAAUUAAUAAUCUAUUUCUUAAUUAGAGUUAGAAAAUGCAAAUCUAAAAUAAGAAUGUUCCAAAUAAUAAAAUGAACUUACCCUUAUGUAAGAAUAAGUAUCAUUAUCAAUGUCUAAAUUAGAAAAUUCAGAAUAAGAAUUAUUCUCCUAAUUAUAGUUAUCUUAAAGAGAUAAUUAAAAUUUAUAAAAUGAGAAUUCUCUCCUGUCAAAAGCAAAUUAAGAAAUGCAGUCAGAAAUGGAUGUUUUGAUUCUAGAAUUAAACUCAAAAACUGAAGAUCUUUAAAAUACGCAAAUUUAACUUUAAUAAAAAUAACAAAAGUAUGAAUAGGAAAUAAUAAUAUAUCAAUAAAAAUCUUAAAUUGAACGUUCAACCUUGGAAAAAGAUUAUUAAGAAUAAAUUAAAUAGUAAAAGAAAGAUUUUGAGUUGCUAUUAUUUUAGUUUAAUACAAAACAAAGUUGUGAUUUAAAUAAGUUGAAUCAAGAAAUACUCUCAUUAAAUUACAUAAUUAAGGAAAAAGAAACUAAUAAUACAGAAUCUCAAUCCUAAUAAGAAUUCCAAAUUAAUUUGUUAAAUUAAAAAAUACAGAAAGAGACAUAAAGAGCUCUACAAUUAGAGAGCUUACUUGAAGGAUAGAAAAAUGAGUUUCAAGAAAUUCAAAAAGAGUAAAUGUCCAGCAUAGACUUAUUGUAAAAGUAAUUAGAAAGUAAGCAGGCUGUAAUUCAAGAAACAUCGGAUCAUUAUAACCAAGUUCAUGAACUCUACCUCUCUUUGUAAGCUAGGAUGGAACAAAAGGACUUAGUUAAUUCAGAAUUGAAAAGAGAUAUACUAUAAAAUAAAUCCAAAUUAGAGAGUUAGACAAAAGAAAUACAACAAUUACAAUAAAAAGUAAUCUCAAUAGAGAAUGAGAAUUUACAAAGCAGAAAUACAAUGGAAAUUUAAUAAUAAGGUAAAUUGUAAGAUAUGACAUAAAAAUUAUCAAUAAAAAUGAGAACAAUAGAAUAAUUGACUGCUGAAAAGAUUAAUCUGAAUGAUAAAAUUAAGGAGAUUGAAUGUGAAUCCAAUAAAAAUAAAUAAACCAUAUGCCUAUUAGAACAAUAAUAACAUGAAUCUUAAAAUUAAAAUAACUUAUUAUAAGCUCAAAUUUAAAGUUUAAAUAAUGAGCUAAAUCAGAAGGAAUAAGAAAUUGGGUUUUUAUAAUAAGAAUUAAGUAAAUAAAAUUAGGUUCUUGAUAAGAGCUCUGAAAUUUAUAAAAAAGAAACAGAUUAGAUGGAAAUAGAUAACAAUAUUUUAAAAAAAUAACUAAGUGAUAAAUAAAAAGAUAUUCACAAACUAGAAUAAAAAUUGAAUGCAACUUUAAAUGAUUUACAAUUAAAAGAAUAAUAAAUAGAUCAAUUAAAAUUGUAAUUAAAUCAUCUCAAUACAAAUUUAUAACAAUAGUUAGAAUUAACGACUAAAGAUAACUUAUUAUUGAAAAAGGAAAUAUAAUAAUUGAAUCAGCAUAUUGAAUCAUAACAUGAGGAAAUAGAUUAGAUGAGAAUAGAAUUGGAUUAAAAAUAAACUCAAGUUGAUGAAAAUAAAUCAGCUGUUAAGAAAUUGACUAAAUAACUUGAAUUAGAAAUUAAAUAAUAUUCUCUACAUCUAAAAAGAAAUGAGGAUUAACAUAAAAAAGAAGUUUAAGAGUUGGUAGAUCAAUUAGACAUUCAUCAAAAGCAAUUAUAAUAAAAGGAUUUGAUUGUUGAAUCAUUAAAUAAAUAAGUAAAUGGAUUAUAGUGUGCAUUUGAAACGAAAGAAGAUUUAAAUCAUUAGACUCAAAAGGAUAUCUAAUAAUUAAAGGAUAAAUUAAAAUCUGACUAAAAUAAAUUCACGAAAAUAAUUUAAAGUCUUGAAAAUGCCAACAAUCAAUUGAAAAGUUAAUUAGAGGAAAGUAGUCAUUAAAUUUAAGAAAAUGCUCAUAAAUAUUAAUCAGUAUAGAAGUAAAAUGAUUUAUAGAGCAUUUAAUUUAAUGAAUAAUAAGAAAAAUACACUCUCUUAAAAGAAUAAUUUACUAGAUUAGAAUCUUAAAUGAAAUAAGAAUCAUAGAUAAGAGAAUAAUAUAGUCAUAUUGCUGAUAAAGUAACAAAAGAAAAUAAUGAAUUAAAAUAGAAGAUUGAUAAAAAAUAAUAAAUCAUAGUACAAUUAGAGUCAGCACUCUUGUAAAAUGAAGAGACAUUAAAAAAUGUUCAUGAUCGAGCUAAGGAAUUUUGUAAAUAAUAAGAAAAAGAAAUUAAUGAUAUUAAGGAUCAAUACUUAAAGCUCGAGGCUGAACACAAUGCAAUAUUAUCUUAAAAUCAAGAAAGAGAGGAUGAAAAUGAAUAAAUGAAAGAUUAAAAAGAUCAAGCAUUAAGAUAAAUGCAUACUUUAGAGGAUGAGAUUGGAAAAUUAAAGAAAGAAUUAUAAGAAUAACAUGAAAAGUUAACCAAAUCAAAUAAUGAGAGAUCUAUGUUGUACAAAUAAAUAGAGGAAAUGUAAAAGGAUAUUGCUUAGCUUGGAGGUCAUAAUAAUCCCUCUUAAAAAAUAAGAUAUUUAAAUACAAUUAAAUAAGAAAAUUCUUGUUUGAAAUAAGAAAAACUAUACUUAUCCGAAUAAUUGCAAAAGGAAAUAGAAGAAAAAAAUAAAUUAUUAUAGUAAUAAUAAUAGAAUCGAAAAAACACUGACUCAGAUAAUUAGUCAUCUAAAUUAGAUAUGUAAAAAUUGAUGGUUGAAAAUUAGAGACUUAAUAAUGAGAUGACUAAACUUAAUUAAAUUUUAAAUUUAAGCGGAGUUAAAAACAGAUUUUCUACAAUAAAAGGUAGUGACGGAGACAAGAUCAUCUAAUCUGUAUAAUUACUUAUUUAAGAAUUAAUUGAUUGCAAAUAAGAAAUUUAACAGAGGAAUAAAGAUUAGGAAGGGAAAAAUCUUAAAUAUCAAACCAUGGAAAAAGAUCUACUAGUUAUGAAAUAAAAGUUCUAUGCUAUCUAAAAGGAUAAUCCUUAAAGCUAAACUAAAGCAUAGAGUCCUGCUGUAUAACAUGAUGUGUUAAGAGACAAUAAUCGAAUGAAUAUGAAUUCAGGUAGUGUGUAAAGAUAAUCAAAACCAAAAACUUAAUAGACUUUCCAAUUUUAGUGA